Messenger RNA from Labrus bergylta (ballan wrasse), 3150 nucleotides. RefSeq names its product golgi membrane protein 2 (gene golm2). Lineage: Eukaryota; Metazoa; Chordata; Actinopteri; Labriformes; Labridae. The record is from RefSeq and is a predicted model, not a curated record.
AACAAUAGCUUCACAAAACGCAGAAUUCAUGUUUUGGGAGGUAGUGAAUUGUGUAGAUUGACACAAAGCAAAGGGUCAUUUGUGCUUUAUUUUAUUUUUUAUUUGUUUAAGUUAUAUCACCAGGAUUCCGUCCUCCUUCGCAAGAAGAAACAAUAUAUAUAUAUUUUUGUUUGUUAUUUAACAGCUGCCAGGUGUCGCAUCUGAACGACGCUAGCUGGUGUGAAUCUGUUAGCAGAGCAGCGUUAAUGUUCACGUCGGGAUCCAAAAUCAUCAGUGGUCGUGUUCAACGAUAAUGUGAUUCAGUGAGCUCCAGUCGUGAGUGUAUGCGAUCUACCUGGGCUUGUCGGAAAACCCUUGAAUGAGCUGAAGGCUAACGUGGUUGCGUGACUUGUAUCUUGCACCUCCUCGCUGCCCCUGUAGCUGUCCACGUCUCAUCUCCUGUGUUAACCAGCUGAGCUAGGCCACGUCCCUGCGGGCGUAUUUCAUCCAACCUACCGCACUGACAUUGGACGAGUCUCAGAGACGAUGCCUUGUGUGCGGAAGGAGGAAGGACAGUAAAGAUCAGAAGAAACGUGGGGAAAAGUCUGAUCAUUCAUGACUGUCAGCGUGAGUAGUGUAGUGUUUGCCUUUCUGCACGGUUGCCGCAUAUUCUCGGCAUGUCACGUAGACGGAUGUGUUGUGCAGCGGGAGAAGACUUCCACUGAGCUCUGUAGGUUGCGGUAACAGCCUGAGGUGACUGACAUUUUUGCAUUAGAAAAUGAUUGGGUUUGGUGCAAACCGACGGGGAGGCCGCCUGCCGUCCUUCAUCCUCAUCUUCUUGAUGGUCGUCAUCGCCAUACUGUCUUUCAAUUACUGGACGGUGUCCAACAGGCACGGUCGCCUGCUCGAUGAGCUGGCGGAGGUGCAGACGCAGGUGAAGCGCACGGACGCGGCGCGCAGCCGGCUGGAGAAGCGCAACUCGGAGCUGAUGGUGCAGGUGGACACUCACAGAAAGCAGAUCGACCAGAAGGAUGGAGAUUACAGCGUCCUGGAGGGCAAGAUACAGGCCAGGGAGGGCCUCAUCAAAAAGUGUACUGAUGAAAAGAUGAAGCUUCAGGGCGAAGCCACAGCCCAGAUGACAGAAAUCCAGAGGCUAAAAGAGCAGCUAACAGACCUGAAGCAGGAGUUCAUGAAACAGGAAGAGCAGCUGAGAGAAGUGAAGAAAAACAGCACUACCUUGGAAAGAAAACUGGAGUAUGAGAGUUUACAGUGUGGACGUCAGAUUGCACAACUGAAGGACGAGUAUGAAGAAACGAAGAAGGCAAUGGAGGUGGAGGCAACAAAGCUUAGACAGGGUGCAAUAGACCGCCACAAGGGCGCAGGAGCAAGUAGACAUGAAGAUGGAGCACUAGGUGUGGACAUGGAGGGAGAACGUCAUACUGUGGCCAAUCACCGACAUGAGAGUCAAGAUUUGAAAGAUGAGAUGGGUAAGCCUGGCAGCGAUGCUGGCAUGCCUGGUAUUGAAGACAGUGAGGUGGGAAAAGUCGAUGAUGUGCAGUUUGCUUUAAAGAAACCAGCCAUCACUCAGAAGCAUGAAGACGCCCCUGAAUCAGUUGUAGGAGCUGGUGCUGGACCCAGAGUUGGGGCAGCUGAUGGCCCUGGGGCCCAGGCUUUAUCUCUAGAUGAGCCAAGGCUCCAGGACAGAGUGGAGACCCGUGGAAAGGCGGUUGCAGCCCCGGGCAUUAUGAAACAGGCGGACAAACCGAUAGUAUUUGAAGAAGACAACAAGGCAGGGAUCAAGGCUGACGAGCUGGGGGAGCAGCAAAGACAAAUACAAGUUCCUGAUCAUGUCAAGGGUGACGGAGAACACUUGAAGGCGAUCCCUCUGCCUCCAAAUCCUGCACAGGUGCCCAACCCCAUCCAGCCUCAUCAGGCCAAAGACCACGCUCAAGCAGAGCCAGUUCACCACCGCCAAAGCCGGUUCUUUGAUGAGAACGAGUCCCCAGUAGAUCCGCAACACGGCUCUAAGCUAGCGGACUACAAUGGGGAUGAUGGGAACGUGGGUGAGUAUGAGGCCGACAAGCAGGCCGAGCUGGCCUACAAUGAGGAAGAGGAUGGUGAUGGUGGGGAGGAAGACGUUCAAGAUGAUGAGGAUCGGGACAUGCAGGGAGACCGGGCUGUGGAUUACGGGAAAAGACAUCAAGCCAUUGACAUUCUUUGAAUGGAAACUCCUGCAGCUGUUACUCAUUGAAAAAAUAUUCAAAACGUUCUCUAAUCUCAAGGUCACUUGAUGAAACAUUUAGAACAUCGAUAUGUUUAAGAAGUGUAUCGGUUGCAUCCUCAGUGUCAUGGACUAUUUUGACAACAGACAUUGCAACUAAUGACUUCUGAAUUACGUAAAAUGAAGUAAAACAAAAUCAUGGGUUGUCUUUAGCUGCUGUUAAUUUGCUAAUGAGUCAUGACAGUAGAGUUGAUAUCCUGUAGAAUGACUGUUGAAUUGUGUCAUUUGAUGACUGCCUCAUUCAUAAGAGAGUGGUCUGAAAUGUCCUUGUUGAUUCACAUCUCAACUUUAAGGUCAAACCUUUGUUUUUGCUACUCUUCUUUUCAGGUUACUGUUGAUUAAUGUAGACAAACUCUUUUACUGAGGUGAUUGUGAAAGACACUUAUUUGGCAUCCUGCCUUCUAACAUACUUUUGGGACUCUAACACAGGAGAUUUUUUUUUUCAAGUUGGGGACGCAUUGCGAAGGACAAUACUUAGGCCUAUUAAAUAAUUUUUUGUUUUCUUUCUGACAGACACUACAAAGUGCUCCUCUUUCUUGUUUUCCUAAUGAUGCCAUUGCAUGCAUUUGAACCUUUUUAAUAAUCAAAACUGAGCAGAAUACUGAAGCUUAAGCAAUACUUUAAAGCGUUGUUAAUGUCCUCAACAGUGUGCAAAGAUUAACCAAGCACACGUGAAACUGACUGACUGUACACAUGCUUCCCGUUCAUGAGGUCUCUUGUACAUAUUAUAGUUGAACUGUUAAAAUUUGUACCGAGGAAAUAUAAUUCUUCACCUUUUGGGGGAAAUCCAUGAGCCUGAAAUCAGGUGUGUUUAUGCAGCCAGGGAAAUUGAUUUUCUUAUUGAAAGGCACAUGAAUGUAAUUUAAUUGUAUUAAAGGUGAUGCUCCAUG